GCUUCGUUCACCAGCUCCAUACAAACUCAAUCGCAUUCGCAACAAUGGGCAAAAGCAAGCUGAAAGUUGCCCUCGCGGCAGAGAAAGGAGUUGACUUCAAGAAAUUGAAGGAAAAGAAGAAGCAUAAGGAAAGGGUUAAGAAGCAACAAGAAAACGAAGGCAAGCGUGGUGGGGCUUCCAAAGCAGAUGCUGCCGAUGAGGACGACAGCGAUUGGGAGGGUGUCGACGAAGAAGAUGAGGACGAAAUUGAAGGCGGCGCACUCAUAGACUAUGAAGCCGAAGAGGACAGCGACGAAGAUGAGGAAGGAGAAGACGCUAUCGACUUCGAAGCCGUAGAUGACAGCGACGACUCAGAUUCUUCGAUAGAUCUCGAGGAAAAGAUAGAGCGCCCGCGAAAAUCUGCGCUGAAGGCCAAGAACGCCGCCACAAAUGGAAACAAGAAGAGCAAAAAGGAUGUUGACGAAGAAGAGGAUGAGGACGAAGAUGAAGAGGAUAUACCCAUGUCCGAUCUUGAAGACCUACCUGACGAGGAUAGAGAAGAUCUCGUCCCGCACUCCCGUCUUACCAUCAACAACACCUCCGCUCUCCUCGCAUCCCUCAGCCGAAUACAAAUACCCACCGACAAGUCCGUUCCCUUCGCCACACACCAGACCAUCGUUGGUGUCGAGCCGACAGCCGAUAGCAUUGAGGACAUCCAAGAUGACCUCAAGCGUGAACUCGCCUUCUACGCGCAAAGCCUAGAAGCCGCGAAACGUGCGCGCGCCCUGCUAAAGGCUGAGGGUGUGCCAUUCUCACGACCUACCGAUUACUUCGCCGAGAUGGUCAAGGACGACGGACACAUGGAGAAGGUCAAGGCUAAGCUCAUCGAAGAAGCCAGCAACAAAAAAGCCGCCACCGAAGCCCGUAAACUGCGCGACCUGAAGAAAUUCGGCAAGCAAGUACAAGUCGCCAAGCUCCAAGAGCGACAAAAGGCUAAGCGCGAGACCCUUGACAAGAUCAAGACAUUGAAGAGGAAACGUCAAGAAUCCUCCGGCGACAUCGGCGCCCGCGAAGCAGACCUCUUCGACGUCGGCGUCGACGACGAACUCAACAAGCACAACGCGCGCAAAGCCUUCUCACGCGGAAAAGACGGAGAGCGCAGCUCAGCCCCUAACGCAAAGCGCCAGAAGAAGAAUGACAAAUACGGAUUUGGUGGACGUAAACGGAAUGCUAAAUCCGGUGAUGCAGCUAGUUCAGGUGAUUUAAGUGGUUUUAAUCCGCGUCGCAUGAAGUCUGGCGGUGCUGGUGUGGGUGGAAAGGGCAAGGGACGGCCGGUGAAAAGCCCGAGGUUGGGGAAGAGUAGACGGAAUGCUGGCGCUGGGAAGCGGUGAUCAAGUGUAAGAAAAGGGUUGGUUCGUACUGCGCAAUAAAAAUCAGGUUCUAGAAUUAUCAUAAAGAUACCAAGUAUAUUACAGGAAUCCUCGUCGUACAUUGUCGCGUAUAGACGAGGUUUACACAUAAAUCAAGGCUUAU
Hypoxylon trugodes is the source of this 1512-nucleotide messenger RNA. RefSeq names its product Ebp2-domain-containing protein. Gene Ontology annotation, biological process: ribosomal large subunit biogenesis; rRNA processing. The record is from RefSeq and is a predicted model, not a curated record. The coding region runs from base 45 to 1370 and encodes 441 amino acids. Lineage: Eukaryota; Fungi; Ascomycota; Sordariomycetes; Xylariales; Hypoxylaceae. The transcript is spliced from 2 exons. Gene Ontology annotation, cellular component: nuclear periphery; preribosome, large subunit precursor; nucleolus.